Cheilinus undulatus (humphead wrasse) is the source of this 3370-nucleotide messenger RNA. It is a transcript of the gene lrrc14b, whose product is annotated as leucine rich repeat containing 14B. Gene Ontology annotation, cellular component: cytoplasm. The record is from RefSeq and is a predicted model, not a curated record. Gene Ontology annotation, biological process: negative regulation of apoptotic process; positive regulation of cell population proliferation; negative regulation of DNA-templated transcription. Bases 160 to 1743 code for a protein of 527 amino acids. Lineage: Eukaryota; Metazoa; Chordata; Actinopteri; Labriformes; Labridae. The transcript has 3 exons.
CAAGCCUGGUCGUAGACAAACACACCACACCGUCACAGACAUACGAAGGAAUAGAACCACAAGAGAAACACAGAGGAGGUGGAACACUGACACACAGAGCUGCUUCACUGCAGCUCUGAUCACUAUCAAGAAAAUCUGCAGGGAAAAAAGAGAUUAAAUAUGAAGACUCUGCGAUUCCUAGCCGCUGAAGCCUUCGCCCAGAGUGGGCUGAGUGCUCUGGAGAACCUAAACUCUGUUUCUUUUAAUCUCUACCCACUUCUCUUCAAGGCCUGCUACCUACACGAGCAGGCCAACCUGCUGCAUGCUCUAGUGCAGACAUGGCCUCUUCCUGAACUCAAUCUGCAAAGACUCCUGGGAAGGACCAUGGACUGUCAGAUGGACCUCACCUCCUGCACAUGCCGCCUUUGUCUGGAGGCCAUUCUAGCCGGUUUAAAGGAUUAUGUGCUGUCUCCUCCGAGAACCUACGCAAAGAGCCUCCAUGUGGUGGAUCUGACUGCCCUGAAGGAUACCGAGCAUCAGUCCUGCCCAUGUAUGUCCACCCUAGGUCGAUGGGCAAGAACCCAGCGCCUGAGCCAAAUGUGCUAUGAGACCAUGGUGGCCAUGCAAUCCAGCACUGUGUCCCUAUCUGCCUUUGAAACCUCCAUCGAAGUCCACCUGAAUGGCUUCGUCACGGGCCGUAACUACGAGCUGGUGGCUCAAGCCUUCCUCCUCCUCCGCUACUGUCCUCUGAAGCUUCACUUUGACAGUUUCCGGGCUGAUUCCCUCUCUCUCAAGCAGCUCUUCUAUGUUCUUCGUCUCGCAGAGCCUGAGGCCAUCUCAAAGUUGGAGAUAGUCCAUAAUGUUCCCCUUGAGGCCGUGCACCUGGAGGUGCUGCUGUCCAGGAUAGAGUUCCCAAAACUAAAGUCUCUGACCCUGCCUGCUGGGGCUUUGGAUGUGAGGAGGCUGGGUGCUGAUGAUGAAGAUCUGCUGGCAACCAUUGGUAGGCUCCUGGCACAGCUGAGCAGCCUGACUGAGCUUUAUGUGGGAUUCUCCACUCUGACUGGACACCUGCGCAGACUGCUGAAUCCUAUCAACACCCCACUGAAGCGCUUGGACUUGGCUUACUGCCACCUGAACCGCUUGGACAUGACGUACCUCUCCAACAGCCUCCACAGCGAGGCUCUGGUCAGCCUGGACAUCGGUGGCCACGACCUCUUCGGCUCUUUCUCCACUUCUUUCCACAAACUGCUCAGCCGCUGCUCUGCCACUCUGUCCAGCCUGGCCCUUGAGGACUGUAACAUAGAGGAUGAGCACAUGGACGCCUUCACUAACGCUCUGUCUGGCUGUCAGGAGCUGGAGGAGCUCAAAUUCCUGGGAAACCCUCUGACAUCUGCAGCCUUGCGGAGGUUGUUCUCCAUGCUGUCUGCAGGCUUUCCUAAAUUGAAGUACAUAGAAGUGCCAGUUCCUCGUGACUGCUACCCCGAGGAUGUCACUUAUCCGCUGGAUGAUUCAGUCCUGCUGUGCUACAAUAAGGAGUUGUUCCGGGAGGUCAGGGACCAGCUGACGGGGAUUCUGGAGGGAGCAGGAAGAGGGAGCAUGCAGGUGUGCACCCCACUCAUGGGAGCCUAUGAUCCGGACAUUAAUGAAACCAGUAACGAGCUAGGAGUGUCCAUGCUCACAUCCUUCAACAGUGUGAUUGGGAAUUUCAUAGGAACCAUAGUAGAUGUGGACAGUAGGAGAUCACAAGCCCACAGUGGGGUUUAGAGGUCUGUUUAUGACACUUAAUGACAGGAAUCUUUAGUUCUAGAAAUUUGGAUACUUUUUUCACCAGGAAUGACCCCUGCUCAUGCUUUUAGGGCUGUCAUUUUAUUUCUCAGCAAAGCCAGAUGACUGUCAAACUAAUUUAAACAUAAGUCAUGGGUGCUUCCUGAGGAGAGGCUGUUUUACCAAAUCUAUCAGUCUGGACAAUAUUGUCAGAAAGGGAGUUUUUCACUUCUAUUUUUUAUUUUGUCUGUGCUACAGCAGACAGGAUGAGUUUUUGAAGGUUGUUUUCUUGAUGAGUUUAGAAAUUUCAGUCUCAAUUUUUUAAAGGGCCUAUAGUUUAGACUGUAUACAUUUAUUACCCUAAAAAAACAUUUGUGGACAAAAAUGUCCACUGCAAAAAUAUCAAAUAAUUUAUAUACAAUUUUCCCUCCACUUUUUAAAAAUUAAUUCUUUCCAUUGACUUGUGUCUGGUCCAAAAGUACCAAAAUAUUUGAAUAUUCUAGGGAUUUUAACCCUUUAAAUGCCAGUUUGAAUAUAUCAUGUCACUGUUCUAUAAGAAAAUCACACUGAAAAUUAGUUAUUUCAACAGUGGUUCUCAACUGGUGUUAUCUCAUAGAACUAUGAAACAUAGAAAUAUGAAGCACAUAGAGCUAUUUUAAAACAACACUACAGAUUCUAAUGAGGGGGCAGAAUCAUUUUUGCAGAGUAGCAACAAUCAGUGCUGGCAGGAAACACUCUGGAGUUGAUGCCCUGAGCGCUGCCAGCACAAAACAGGCCAGAUAUGGACACGCAGCCUUAAAAAUGCUUUAUGGACAAUUUUUGUUCCUGGUCCCUAUUCAUGACCCACCUUAGGGUCCUGACCCCACCGGUUGAGAGCCAAUGUAAGACACGACAGGUAGCAGAUUUUUUUCAAAAUAAAGACUUGGAUGGGUCAAAAAUAAGUGACAAAAUUGAUUUUGAUUCAUGAUUAGUGUUUUUUUUUUUUUUUAGUAUUUUAAAAUUCAGUACCCUAUUUAGCCUAUUUACCUGCAAUAAUAAUUGUUUUUGAUCUCUGCCAUAGCAGAAUAAAAUCAUAAAUUCUAUGUCAAUACUUCAUUUUGAAGGAAAACUGUUGAUCAUCUUUAGUUUAUACAACAAUAAUAGACAAAACCUAAUAACGCAUCUAAAUCAAUUUUGUUGCUAAUAUUGGCAAUUUAGGGGUUAAAAUCCCCAAAAUAUUGAAAGAGCUGGUAACUUACGUCAGGACUAAGGUUAAUGAAAAGAAAUAAUAAAUCAAAGGGGAAAUAAUUAUUUUUUAUGAUUUUUGAAAGUAAUGUGUCCACAGUGGGUAUUUGUGUCCAUGAAUGGCUGAUUAGUGAAGUAUAUUUUAAUGAUACUGGAAGGAUAAAGAAAUAUGUGUUGUUUCUAGAUAGAUGCAGCUAAAAUAGUACUUAUGGUCGACACUUGCAGUAUCUAUGUCAUUAAUAUCUGGUGAUGUAAAUGUUGUAUAUAACAGGGUUUGUGAACAGCACUUCUAAUGUAAUAUAACUGACAAAUAUGUUUUUUCUGUCAUACCCCAAAAAUAAAACCUUCAUAUACUUCACCUGCUAUUACAUAAAAAUGAGACAAAUUCCAGAUCCUCCAAAAU